Guyanagaster necrorhizus is the source of this 628-nucleotide messenger RNA. RefSeq lists its product as uncharacterized. Bases 164 to 628 code for a protein of 154 amino acids. The record is from RefSeq and is a predicted model, not a curated record. NCBI's taxonomy places the organism in Eukaryota, Fungi, Basidiomycota, Agaricomycetes, Agaricales, Physalacriaceae. The transcript has 4 exons.
GGACAUUAGAAGACUUGAGAACAUUGCAUCGUUCGUUACAGGGAGAUGGAAUCAUAUUUAUUGGGUUCGACGACUCUCACAGUAGCAACCCGGUAAGUGUAUUGCCGGAUGUCAAUAGUGGAGUAGAAUCUUUAUUUUGGAUUGUCAUCCUCUGACCGUCAUCAUGGCAUCUGCAGAAGAACUCGUAUUCAACGACCCUCACCCGCCCCAUCCCAAUGCCAUCCUCGCUUUUGGCAAGGUCCUUGGUCACAUCAAGUUUGAGAUCCUCAAAUCGCGCAAGGACUGGGACAAGCAUGAGCCCAAGAUGUGGUCCAGGGCCCGCGGUAUCACUAACGAUGACCUCGUUGCCUUUAACCUAGAGGACGAUCUUGUGCUCGUUCGCAGCGCACCCACCUCUUACGGCACCAUCAUCCUCGGAAAGAUUCGCAUCCCAGCCAUCAACGACGAUGAAGGAGAGGGUUACAUUCAUGUUCGGCGUAGCAUCCAUGAUCCCCCUGGCGGAUCCACAGACGACGUCAGGUUCCAUUCCCUGUUUACAGACGAAGGAAACAAGAAUGCAGAUGGCCAGGCCACCACCUGGCGUGCCAUCCAGACUAAAGAUACUGCGCUGGAAUUUUUCAAUGAGUGA